Molecule: messenger RNA, 1116 nt
Organism: Adineta steineri
Lineage: Eukaryota; Metazoa; Rotifera; Eurotatoria; Adinetida; Adinetidae
Source: the annotation of a GenBank genome assembly
AUGGAUUUUAGUCAUUUAGCUUUUGAAAUUCAAUGGGAACAAUGCUUUUCUCUGAUAGAUAAAUGGGAAACAACAAUGAUAGAUCGUAUAAAAACUAUUCAUCAAGAAAAAUCAUUGGAAAUUCAAACCUAUAAAAAACAAGCUGAAAAAACAUAUUUUCUUGAAAAAACAAAUUUUAUUUUAAAUAUGAAUGAAUAUUUUCAACAUUCACAUAUAUUAUCCAAUGAAAUAAAUAUAUUUAAAAAGAAAUUAAAUCAACUUAAACAAAAUAUUAUUCAACGUCCAUUACCAUUAAAUAUUGAUAUUGAAACAAAUUUAUUGAAUAAUCCGAUAACUAUACAUCAAAAUUUUGAUAAACAUACAUUUAAUCAAAGAAAAAUAGUUAUGGAAUAUAAAUUACAAAUCGAAUCAAUUUAUUUAAUAGCAACAUCAAAUAAUCAAAUAAUACUUGUUAAUAAUCAAUUAAAAAUUUAUUUAUAUGAUAAAUUAAUUGGUUUUAUUGAUGAAAUAAAUUUAUUAGAUUAUACAGAUGAAUAUCUAAAUGAUAUAUGUUGGUCAACAACAUAUAAAAAUUUUCUUCUUCUUUGUGAUCAUUCAUUAUGGUCAUUAGAAAAUUUAUAUUUAAAAAAACUUGCACAUAUAUCAAAUAAAAAACAUUUUGUAAAUAAUUUAACAUCAUUUCAUAAUUAUCUUUUUCUUAUUUAUAAUCAAGGUGAAUUUAUUGAUCGAUGGAUAAUACAACCGGAAUGGAAAUUAACUAAACGUUGGACAAAACAUUAUCAUCAAAAUGAUUAUCUUAUAUCGAUAAGUUCAAAUAAUGAUUAUUUACUUUUAUAUACAAAUAAAUUUAUUCAAUUAUGUUCAGAUGAUUUAAUAAUACAAUAUACAAUUGAUUUAACCGAUCAAGAACAUAUCUAUUCAAAUUUUAUUUUUUUAUCUUCAUAUCAAAUCUGGUUAACAAUUGAUAAACAAACUCAAUUAAUAAAUUAUUUUCAUAAAAAUACGAGAAUUAUUCAAUCACUUGAUCAGAUAUCUAUUAGACAUAUUAGUUCUAUGGGAGAUGAAUUAGCAUUGAUUACAAAUGAUAAUUGCUGUUUACAGAUUAUUUCGAUUUAA